Molecule: messenger RNA, 1233 nt
Organism: Ramularia collo-cygni
Lineage: Eukaryota; Fungi; Ascomycota; Dothideomycetes; Mycosphaerellales; Mycosphaerellaceae
Exons: 2
Coding region: 1-1233 (410 amino acids)
Cellular component (GO): cellular bud neck; plasma membrane
Source: RefSeq, a predicted model, not a curated record
AUGGCCGACACACUCAAUGGCGUGAAGAAUACGUUCAGUUCAUGGGACGCGUGUAUGAGUAAGACAUACUGUAAAUGGCCCGUAAUAGCAGCCAUAAUCUUCGGCUCCUUGAUCGCCCUUUCUUUGAUUUGGUGCUGUGUGCGCUGUCUGUGCUGCGGAGUGGAAUGUUGUUGUGGGUGUUUGGCGUGCUGUAAUGCUUGUUGUCCUUCACCGAGAGGAGGGGGGAGGAGGUCGAAAGACGGGGGAGGGUAUCAGCAAGCGCCUCCGACACCUUUUGGCGCGGGAGGAGGAGGUGGGUAUGGAGGACAGUAUGCGGCGCCGAUGCCGAUGAAUACAGGAUAUUUUGGCGCUGCGCCAGGAGGAAGUGGGGUGAAGAGUACGGCGACGUUUGAGAGUUCGUCUGGGAGGCUGCAUGAGGAUUCUUUGCCGGCGAUGCCGAGUUGGGAUACGGCUACUAGUAAGAGGGUGGAGCAUCAUGGGGAUGAUGGGGAUGAUAAGGAGCAGGAAGGAGUUGAGAUGGAUAAGUUACAGCCUGCGUAUCGUCAUCAACAGCAGCAACAAGAGGUGGGGUUGUUGGGGAGGGAUGGGAGAGAGUAUAAUGGACGUCGACAGGAAGCGGCGGAUUUGGGGGCCGGGGCGAUGAUUGCUAGUCCGUAUCAUGAUUAUGGUGGGGGAUAUGAGCAGCGGAGUCCGGGGAUGGGGAGUGCAUAUGGAGGACAACAACAAAGCAGUGGGUAUGGAGCUCAGGCGAGUCCGUAUGGAAGACAGCAACAGCAACAACAGACGAGCGCAUAUGGAGCGGCACAGCAGAGGGAUGCAUAUGCGACGACACAAAGCCCGCAUGGAUAUACCUCACAAGCCGCAGGAUACACCUCUCCCGUCUACCAAUCUGGGGCAAGUCCCGUGGCAACUUCUUCACCUUAUGGUGGUGGUUACUCCGCUGCUCCUGCUCCUGCUCCCGCUGCGGCGUAUGGAAGUUCGGCGGAUUAUUAUCAACAGCAACAGCAACCUCAACAACAACAACAACAACAACAACAACAACAGCCAUAUUACGAUUCAGCAGGAUAUGGAGAUGCAGGUCAGAGAGGGUAUGGAGGAGCGGCUCCUUCAUAUCAUACCCAGGAUGUGGGGAGUACGUCGCCAGCAGGUCAGUAUCAACAACCACAAGCACAGCAAGGAGGAUACCAGGCGUUUGGGAGGAAGCCUGUCCAAGGCAGUUGGAGGGAGAUUUGA